AUGACCCCUGCUACUACGAUCUCUCCCCGACUUAUACAUCCUGGGUCAAACUAUUCAUUGCUGAUCUCUACAAGCUCAAGACAGUACAGGGCUAUGAGUCAACCGCUCGUGGCCGUGGUUGUGGCAGCAGAAGUCAAGCUGACCGGUCACGAACGCAACAUUGCUUAUGGAGAGCUCGAACUUGACGACGGCAGCGGUGCAGUUAUUUCUGCAAAGCUGCGUGAUGAGGUAUAUUCCUCUGUCGUUAUUGCUGCAGGCCCCAAGAGUAUCGAUAUUGGCACGCUUGUCAAGGUGAAAGGCACAUUGCAAACCAACUUUGAACAGCACUCCUUCAAGGUGGACAAGGUGCAAGUUCUGCGUGAUCCAGCUGCAGAGUUUGUCGCCUGGCAAGAGCGUAAUGAUGUCCGUCGUCGAGUGCUUGAUAUACCUUGGCAGCCAGACAUCAAAAAGAAGCUACCUCAGGCAAUGCGGCAUCACGAACGCGUACUCAUCAAGGAGGAAGAGAAGAAGGCUGAAGUGGUCGAUGUUGCUGCACUUGACCUUGCGGCCCAGAAUGUGCGCAUGCUCAAGCGGCAACUCAUGCAAUACCUUCAGAAGUGGAAUGUUCAAGUCUUCACUCUGGGCGACCUCUCGAGGGAUGUGCGCCUCAUGGAUGCGGCCAAGGCAGUUGCACAUCAGCGAUACAAGGCUACAUCAGAUGAGUCGCAGAGGAUCCUUAAUACUUGUGCCGCAGAACUCGUCGAUGACGGUUUAAUUGUCAUGUCGCAAGUUGCUCGACGCACAUUUUGCACUGUUGGGCUGUGGAAUCUAGGGCCUGUUAUUGCGAGUGUGCUAGAGCAGUUUGCAGCGAACGGCAUCGAAACUGUUCGUGUCAAGGAUGUCUGGGAGCAGGUCAAGGGCCUUGGCUUUGCAAAGAUCAGCAAGCAGCAAGUGCGGGAGGUGAUGCAGGAGCUGGGCACAGAGCGGGAGCAUCUGCCUCAGCUCACAAGACGUAUGGGCCGCUCAUCACGCUCAAAACCCACUGAGGAGCCGCUUUUGGAACUCCCGGAGGACGGGUCUGAGGAGGAAUCUGUUCACUCUGGCGACAUGUCACCCGGCGCAGUAUCGGAGGAUGGAGACGACGACGAGGAAGAGGAUGAGGAGGCCGAGGGCGAUGAAGACGAAGGCACCGACUCUCGGAAUCCGUACACCAUCUUGGCCGUAGACAGCAAGGCGACUGAGAAGGACGUCCGAUCUGCCUACCGGAAACUAGCACUCAAGACACACCCAGACAAAGUACCUGCUGCUGAGCGCGAAGAGGCAGAUGUCAAGUUCAAAGAGAUUGCAUGGGCUUAUGCGAUUCUGUCUGAUGAUAAGAAGCGAAAGCUCUACGACACGACCGGCCGAACUGAUGGCGAAGGCGGCGACUUUGACUGGGAUGCAUUCAUGACGCAGCAAUAUAAAGUGGUCAUUGACGAAGGCGUCAUUGAGCAAGUCAAGAAGGAAUACCAAAACUCGGAAGAAGAGCGCAGAGAUGUGGUGGCUGCAUACAAAAAGGCCAAGGGCGACUGGACGCGCCUGUUUGAGCAGGUGAUGCUCUCUCAAAUGCUUGGGGAUGAUGAUGAGACACGCUUCAGAAGGUAUAUUGAUGAGGCGAUUGCCAAAGGAGAGAAGAGAUACCCAGCGUAUGACGAGACGAAGGAGCAAAAGGCCUCGCGGAUCCGCAAAGCAGAAAAGGAGGCUGCCCAGGCCGAGAAGCUGCUGGCCAAGCUCAAGUCGAAGGACAAGAGCAAUCCUGCGACGAUGACUGAGGGCGAGCUUGGAACACUGAUUCGGUCUAGGCAGAACAACACACUGGCCAAGAUGGAUGAGGCUGGAGCUGCUGCACUCGCGAAGCACUACGAGGAGAAGUAUGGUACGCCAAAGAAGAAGAAGAAGCGCAGUGCGGGAGAAGCGAGCAGUGAGCCUACGGAGGCGGAGUUCCUUGCUGCCCAGGAGCGGAUCAAGCAGCGACGGCAGAAGUAGAGUGCAGUCCUGCUACUAUGCUCAGUAUGCUGCUACAGCCUGAGUCUUGAGCGUGAGAGUGUUUCCACUUUUUUCCUCUUUAUAGCGAGCAGCUCGCCCUCUCGCCCUCUUGCCCCCCAACAUAUCAUCAGUAGGAAACUUAUCCUCUUUGAACAGGUACCCAGGAUGGCUGCCCUCACCGGUAAGCGUCCUGGGCCUGCUUAGAAAGAAUAUAUUUUUUACUUUGGGCUUCGUACUACGUGCGACAUGUUCCCUGCUUCUGCCCUUCAGUGGCAAGCAUGGGCGUUCCCGGCUCAUAGAGCGUGCUUUCGGCUUACCAACCUUCUGUCCUUGAUCCAGCUACAAGGGCGACGGGGGUCAUCGCGUACAUACUUCUCCCAUAGCAAGUCCUCUCUUCCUUCUCUU
Molecule: messenger RNA, 2409 nt
Organism: Protomyces lactucae-debilis
Lineage: Eukaryota; Fungi; Ascomycota; Taphrinomycetes; Taphrinales; Protomycetaceae
Exons: 4
Coding region: 1-2004 (667 amino acids)
Cellular component (GO): nucleus; cytoplasm
Molecular function (GO): heat shock protein binding
Source: RefSeq, a predicted model, not a curated record